This is a messenger RNA of Phycodurus eques (leafy seadragon), 5886 nucleotides long. RefSeq names its product phospholipase C like 5 (gene plcl5). The transcript is spliced from 6 exons. Lineage: Eukaryota; Metazoa; Chordata; Actinopteri; Syngnathiformes; Syngnathidae. The record is from RefSeq and is a predicted model, not a curated record. Gene Ontology annotation, biological process: lipid metabolic process; intracellular signal transduction. Bases 320 to 3934 code for a protein of 1204 amino acids. Gene Ontology annotation, molecular function: phosphatidylinositol-4,5-bisphosphate phospholipase C activity.
UCGCGCUCGUGCCCGCGCCGUCUUGAAUUUGUCCCGCGGAUGCACGCGCCAGCGUGCGCGCGUGUGCGGUCCCGUUUCGGAACGAGCACAAGCGGACGUAGCUCAGCUCGAAGGCUCGGAAACCUGCGGACGGCUUUCGAGUUGCGGGUUUGACGCGGCGCGGAGUGAGGAGAAAGCGGCGCACCGGCCGGCCGGCCGCCUGUUCCGGGCUCCUUCGCGAAGUCCGAAUCGCCCUUUUGUGUGUGUGCGUGUGUGUGUGUGGGGAUUAAAACCCCAAAUGGGCCGCUGCCGUGACACCGCGGAGGUGCUUGUGUGAACCAUGGCGGGGCUCCACACUUCUUCCGAGGCGUCUGGACAUUUUCUGGACUUGAGCCGGCCGACGCAAGCCUCCCUCGACGGCGGCGGAGGAGGAGGAGGAGGAGGAGGAGGAGGAGGAGGAGGCGGCGGCGGCGGCGGCGGCGGCGGCACCCGGCCCUACUUGGAAGUGUCGGCCGGCGCCGCCCGGGGCUUCGCAACCCAGCGAGUGUACAGCAACGGCCGGUACCUGGAGCACAGCAGCCCGACGGUAGGCGCUCGCAGCCCGACGGUAGGCGCUCGCAGCCGGGAGCCGUCCACGGAGAGGAGCCAGGGAGGAGCGAACACACCUUGCGGCAUCAUGAAGGACGGGUCCAAGCAGAGGCAGGUGAGGAAAAAGACAGUCUCCUUCAGUUCCAUGCCGAGUGACCGGAAGAUCAACAGCACGGCGGCAUGCAUGGCUUUUAUGAUGGAGGGCUGCGAGAUGAAGAAGGUGCGCUCCAACUCGCGCAUGUACAACCGAUACUUUCUGCUGGAUCCGGACAUGCACUGGCUCCGCUGGGAGCCCUCCAAGAAGGACUCAGAGAAGGCAAAGCUCGAGAUUAAGAGCAUUAAAGAGGUCCGAUUAGGGAAGAAGACCCCAGUCCUUCGCAGCAAUGGUCUGUCUGAUCAGUUCCCAGAUGAAUGCGCCUUCUCGAUCAUCUAUGGGGACAACUAUGAGUCACUGGAUUUGGUUGCCAGUACAGCUGAUGUGGUCAGCACCUGGGUGAUGGGGCUGAGAUAUCUGGUUUCUUAUGGCCGUCACUCCGUUGGCAUGGUAGAACCCACCCAACCAAGUGUAAGGACAUCUUGGAUUAGCUCAGUCUUUGAGCUCGCAGACAUGGAAAAAGACAGACACAUUGACCUUUUCAGGGCCACUCAAAUUAUCAAGGGGCUCAACCCCGGAAUGAAAGAGGCGAUGAUAGAACUCAAGUUCAAAGAACUCCAGAAAGCUAAAGACCAAUACGGUGAGGCAAUUAACAUGGACACAUUUGUGGAGGCUUACUGUGAACUCUGUACACGUCCAGAAAUUUUCUUCUUGCUGAUGCAGUUCUCCAGCAACAAGGAGUACUUGGACUGUAAAGACCUGAUGCUAUUUGUAGAGGUGGAGCAGGGUGUAGAAGGUGUAACAGAGGACAUGUGCAGAGAUAUGGUUCUAAAAUAUGAGCCAUCAGCCGAAGGCAGGGAAGGGAUUUACCUCUCCAUUGAUGGCUUUACACACUACCUCCUCUCCUCUGAGUGCCACAUCUUUGACCCGCUGCACAAACGUGUGUGCCAGGACAUGACGCAGCCCUUGUCCCACUACUACAUCAACUCUUCACAUAAUGCCUCCCUUCUGGAAGACCACUUCUGGGGUUCAUCCGACAUCAGUAGUUACAUCCGUGUUCUGAGAAUGGGCUGUCGCAGCAUAGAGGUAAUUGUCUGGGAUGGUCCUGAUAAUGAACCAGUGGUGUAUGUCGGUAGUUCUGUGGCCUCACAGCUCGCGUUCUCCAAGGUCGUGGAUAUCAUCAACCAAUAUGCCUUUGAGAGCUCUGAGUAUCCCUUGAUUCUCUGUUUAGUGGCUCAUUGCUCUGUCCCUCAGCAAAGGGUUAUGGCCCAACACAUGAAAAAGAUUCUUGGGGACAAACUAUAUGUGGAUUCCCCCAACAAAGAAGAAAACUACCUACCCACUCCUGAGAAACUCAAAGGUAAAAUCCUUCUCAAGGGCAAGAGGCUAGAGCUGAGCUCCACAGACCCUGAGGGUGAUGUGACAGAGGAGGACGAGGGUCUAGAAAUGUCCAGAAGAGUAGGAGUAGAUGACAGGGACCAGCUAAAUGGCUUGGGUUGUAAAAAACUCCGUCUGUGCAAGGAGCUGUCUGAUCUUGUGUCACUCUGUAAAUCAGUCCAGUUCAGGGACUUUGACACAUCAAAACGGAACCAAAAAUAUUGGGAGAUUUGCUCCUUCAAUGAGGUUGAUGCAAACAGGUUCGCCAAUGAGUUUCCAGAGGAAUUUGUCUACUACAACAAGCGCUUUCUCUCUCGAGUGUACCCCACCCCGAUGAGGAUUGAUGCCAGCAACAUGAACCCCCAAGAUUUUUGGAAGUGUGGCUGCCAGAUUGUGGCCAUGAACUACCAAACACCUGGCCUGAUGAUGGACCUCAACCUUGGCUGGUUCAGACAAAAUGGCAACUGUGGCUACGUGUUGCGGCCAGCCAUCAUGAGGGAGGAGGUGUCCUAUUUCAGUGCCAAUGCUCGGGAUUCCCUGCCAGGGGUUUCUGCCCAGCUACUUCACAUUAAGCUCAUCAGUGGGCAGAACCUACCCAAGCCUCGUGGCUCUGCGGCCAAGGGUGACGUGGUGGAACCUUACAUAUACGUGGAGAUUCAUGGCAUCCCGGCUGAUUGUGCUGAGCAAAGAACUAAAACCGUGUCACAAAAUGGCGACAACCCCAUUUUUGAGGAGAGUUUUGAAUUCCAGAUCAACUUGCCCGAACUGGCGGUCCUGCGCUUUGUGGUGCUGGAUGAUGACUACAUUGGAGAUGAGUUCAUUGGCCAGUACACCAUCCCAUUCGAGUGCCUGCAGCCCGGCUACAGGCAUGUCCCCCUACAAUCUCUGACAGGGGAGUUCCUACCCAACACCACACUCUUUGUCCACGUGGCCAUCACAAACAGACGUGGAGGAGGAAAAGCCCAUAAGAGAGGAAUUUCUGUCAGGAAGGGUCGCAAGGCCCGGGAAUACACCAACACUAAGACCACAGGGAUCAAAGUGGUGGACGAACUCUUCAGAGCAUCGACCCAACCCCUUAGGGAAGCCACAGACCUCAGAGAAAAUGUACAGAAUGCCAUGGUGUCCUUCAAGGAGCUCUGCGGGCUGACGCCGGCCGCCAACAUGAAGCAGUGCAUCUUGACCGUGUCCACCUGGCUGAUGAACAGCGAGCGCUCUCUGCGGGUGACAGUAGACCUUAGCGAGACCUACCCCACCAUGGAAGCUGAGGGUCUGGUGCCCGAGCUGCUGCGCAAGGUGCUCAACGCCUACGACAUGAUGAUCCAAACCAGCAGAACACUGAUCGAGUCGGCUGACGUGGUCUACUCCAAGCUGGUGCAAGCACAGCGUGCAGGUCUGGACUUCCACGAGGACCUGCAUCGCAUCGGCGCAAAGGAGGGCCUGAAGGGUCGCAAACUGCAGAAGGCCAUGGAGAGCUACGCCUGGAACAUCACCGUCCUCAAGGGCCAGGCAGACCUGCUGAAGCACGCCAAGAACGAGGCACUGGACACCCUGCGUCAGAUUCACUGUGCAGCUCAGUCCUGUGGCCUCAGUAAGAACGGAGCCUCCUCCCCUCAGCUGCAGCAUCAUCAGCCCCAUUCCCACCCGCUCCAAAACCAGACGCAGCUUCAGGCCAAGUCCCCGCUGCAGCCCCCACUGCCAUCCCCGUUACACACCCAAACCUGGACUGGACCUCAUUCCCCGCUCCCACUGCUUCAAACUGUUCCAAAACCACCCGCUUACACGCCCCCGCCAGCCCUGCCACCACACUUCCAGUUCCAGCAGCGCAUGGCAGCCGGACCCCUGGACUCCACAACGGAGAAGGAGAUGUUCAGCGAAGAUCCGGCGGGACCCUGCUGACCCGCAGCCUGUGCCCACGGAGACGAGCACCCGAGAGAGAGUGAAAAAGAUGAGCGGAAAGGUCUGGGACCGAUGCAGAAAGUGGCGAGCGGUAUAGAAAGGGAGAUGGAGGAUAGCGUGCACCAGAUGAUGAUGAUGAGGAAGACUCGUCGCGUUAGAAGCGAGACGCAAGUGUGAAGGUCAGACUUGGUGAGAAAGCAGAAGAAGACAUGUACUGUAAAUGUGCUUUUCUCUGUCAUAGUCCACUCAUUUUAUUCAAAGUUUUAAAUGCCAAAAAUGACCACGUUCACAGACACAUAUAAAAGCCACCAUGUAGACUAAAGAAUUUCCUAGCAUGUUUUUAGUUGCUUUUUUAGUUGUCUCAUUUAUAUGAGAUUAUAUAAGAUACACUAGGCCUUUGUAAAUGGAACACAAUCUGAUUGUAGGUGAAUACAUUUUCUCCACUGGAAAUUAUGCAAAUUGUACAAAAGCCAGGGGUCCUAAGCAGGAACCCUGAGGAACUCCGUUACACUGAGUUCCCACAAUAUCUAAACCCGGUUACACACAUACCACUUUUUUUUGUUUUUUUCUUAACAGACUUUUAAAUUGUGAGAUUUUCUUAACUUUAAAUUCAAGUGUGAUGUUCCAAUCCACUUGUAUUUCUCCCCUUUUCUUCCAAUUGGCUAAAAUGGCAUCCUGGUGUAUUGGUACAAAUUUUAAAAAAUCCCUGGGUGUGUCUGUGUGUGUGUGUGUGUGUGUGUGUGUGUGUGUGUGUGUGUGUGUGUGUGUGUGUGUGUGUGUGUGGACGUAGCCUUUCACAGCUUCAUGUUAAGCUUUGUCUUCUUCUGCUAUCUCCAAAGUUCUCUCUCGGGGUGACAUUCUUUUCCACACACCCACACUUGUUUUAUUCUACUCUGUGGGUACAGGCUGUGACUCAAGCCCGCUUUUCUUUGGGGUCACUCUUUUCCCCUGCAUUUUUAUUUCUUUGCGCUUUUUACCCCUCCUCUGGCAAAGGUUUAGAGCAUUUGUUUGGUUUAAGGGGCACGUAGAACAAUCUGGAAUCAAUCCUCGAGAUUUUAGUUUUAACAUCUUGGACUCGCUUCACCCAACAACCACGACCAGAAGACGUGACUCAACACAAAGUAUCGUGAAACUAGAUGUAAGCUAUUUAAAAUGUAAGAAGGGAUGAUACAAGGACUCUUGUAGACACAAAUGGUGGCUGUUCUACUAAUUGUUGUUAGUUCUAUGGAUAUUUUUUAUUUUUAAUUAUGUGAUUGUCUGGACAGUCGCCGCACAAAGGGACUGUAAUGGGGGAUUACGGGUUACACCAGGGUCCAAAACUAACAAAAUAUAUAUAUAUAUAUAUAUAUAUAUAUAUAUAUAUAUAUACAUACAUACAUACACGCACUGCAUACAUACACACACAAAUACGUGUGUGUGUAUAAAUAUACCGGGUUAUUGAAAAGUAACUCCCUAUUUUUCAGUACUUGUAAUUUAUUUCUGAACUAUAAUUCUUACAAGAAGUGAACAUGAGAAGAAAGUAUAUUACAUGGAUUUUUAUUUAAAAUGGGGAGCCAGCAUUAGCUACCAGUUUCUCAAGCCGCCUGGAAACCGCAUUAACUGAUUUCACAAGGAACUCUUGUGGGAUGGAAGACAACUUCUCGUAUUCGUCCUUCAAGUUCUUCCAAAGUCGUUAGUUUGGUAGAAUAGACUUGCUCCUUUAAUCAUGGAACAUACCCAAAAAAAUAAUAAUAAAUAUUUUAAAAUAGGGAGUUACUUUUCAAUCACCCUGUGUGUUUAUAUAUAUAUAUAUACACACACACACACAUAUAUGUGUGUGUAUACACGUGUAUAUAUACAAACGUGUGUGUGUGUGUGUAUACAUGUAUGUGUGUGUGCGUGUGCCACUGCAAAGUGAGUGUGGAUUCUGUAAAAGCUCCUUGAAGUGACCCAUUAAAAGUGGUGUCAUGGUU